AUGUUUACUGCCAUUCGUUCUGCUGCAUCUUCUCGCGUUGUUUCCCGCGCCUUUUCGACCAGUGCUUCCCGCGCAGAUGUCGCGAAACUCACGCUCGUUGGACGUUUGGGACGCGAUCCCGAGGUGAAGCAGACAAAGAAUGAUAAUGAAUAUGUUACAUACGUAGUUGCUACCUCGAGCUUUAAUCCUGGUCCUGUCGACGCGAAUGGUGAGAGACCCCCACCAAGAACAAGCUGGCACCGGGUUCUCUCUUUCCACGAAGCUUCCAACAAGUACCUUCAGACCUUGAAAAAGGGAGCUCUUGUCUAUGUAGAAGCAGGUUAUGAGUUGAGAGAGCCAGAGCCUGAAGCCGACCCCACAACUCCCGCUGGACAGCGACAAAUUUUCCUUCGACAUGAAACCAUCCGUGUCCUGUCCCACCCAAAAUCAUCUGAGCAAGAAGAAACAUGA
Lentinula edodes (shiitake mushroom) is the source of this 450-nucleotide messenger RNA. Its product is annotated as single-strand binding protein family-domain-containing protein. Gene Ontology annotation, biological process: mitochondrial DNA replication; positive regulation of helicase activity. The record is from RefSeq and is a predicted model, not a curated record. Gene Ontology annotation, cellular component: mitochondrial nucleoid. Lineage: Eukaryota; Fungi; Basidiomycota; Agaricomycetes; Agaricales; Omphalotaceae. The transcript is spliced from 5 exons. Bases 1 to 450 code for a protein of 149 amino acids. Gene Ontology annotation, molecular function: single-stranded DNA binding.